GCUAGCUAUCUCGUGAGGAUUUUAGCUAUGAGAUUUAACAAGAUCCUCUUCUGGCUACUUUGCCUUUUCACCUUUUCCCUUUCCAUCAUAAUUGUCUGUCAUUACACGCCAUCUUCCCUCACCGCCAUCUCUUCCAUUGCUCCUCAGAGUAAUUUCAAGCAACAUGUGAUCUUAAGUAGGAUUAUAAAGCUGAGUGGCGCUGAAGACUUUGUGUCUCUAAUAAGAAGACUUGCGAGGAGGCUUCCCUACCGAGUGAAGCACAAGGAGAAAUGUGACAAGGGCAUCUGGGAUUCUGAUCUUGUUGUGGACUAUAAUGUGAGUCUUGUUUUAACCGUUAGCUUGAAAGGUUGUGGAAAUUUUAGCAGCAUACAAAAAGCUGUAAAUGCUGUUCCUGAAGCGAAGCCUGAUAGAACUCUCAUCAUCGUUGAUUCUGGCAUAUACAGAGAGAAGGUAACGGUGGAGGCAAGCAAAACAAAUUUGAUAUUGCAAGGUAAAGGAUAUCUGAACACAAUCAUAGCAUGGAAUGAUACCGCCAAUUCCACAGGAGGGACCUUUAAUAGUUACACAGUUGGAGUCUUUGCUUCUAAGUUUCUUGCUUACAACAUUAGUUUUAAAAAUACGGCUCCAGCACCAUCACCAGGUAUGACAGGAGCACAAGCAGUAGCGCUAAGGGUGAGUGGCGACGAAGCAGCAUUCUACGAAUGUGGAAUGUAUGGUGCUCAGGACACCCUCAAUGAUGAUACUGGAAGACAUUACUUCAAAGAAUGUUUCAUCCAAGGAUCCAUUGAUUUCAUAUUUGGGAAUGCUAGAUCUCUUUAUGAGGAUUGUACCCUAAACUGUAUAUCAACAGACGAAGGGGCUAUGAUUACCGGGUCCAUCACAGCUCAAGCAAGACAAUCAGAGAAUGAAGAAACUGGGUUUUCAUUUGUGAAUUGUAAGAUUGAUGGCAGAGGAAAAGUAUGGCUUGGAAGAGCAUGGGGAGCUUAUGCCACCGUAGUCUUCUCAACAACAUAUAUGUCUGAUGUUGUAGCUCCUGAAGGAUGGAAUGAUUGGUCUAAUUCUACGAGAGACAUGACUGUCUUUUUUGGGGAAUAUCGCUGUCUUGGUGGUGGAGCCAACUACUCGUCUAGAGUCUCAUAUGCAAAGCAACUUAAAGACCAUGAAGCAGCCCGUUUCAUGAAUGUUUCUUAUAUUGAUGGAAAUGAUUGGCUCCUCAAUCAUCCAAAAUAGAUGUUCUUCUAAUACCCAAAAAACAUACAAAGCAAAAAAGAGUUCUUCCAUUCCUCAUAAUUAAAUAUACGCUCCCCGGCUCCGCUUGUAUAUAUUAAUACUCUUAAUGUGCAAUUUCAACGUAAGUAAUA
This is a messenger RNA of Neltuma alba, 1361 nucleotides long. Its product is annotated as probable pectinesterase 15. The transcript has 5 exons. NCBI's taxonomy places the organism in Eukaryota, Viridiplantae, Streptophyta, Magnoliopsida, Fabales, Fabaceae. Gene Ontology annotation, biological process: pectin catabolic process; cell wall modification. The record is from RefSeq and is a predicted model, not a curated record. Gene Ontology annotation, molecular function: pectinesterase activity. Bases 28 to 1230 code for a protein of 400 amino acids.